AUGGCAACCACAUUAUCAGGAAGAUAUGCAUUCCAUGAAGAUUUCUGGAAAGAAAAUUACAAACUUACAAAAAGUAUCGAUGCAAAAGUACAACAAUUGACCAAAUUAGGGUUCUGCAAGGAACAUGAAUGCCAAGAUUCUAUCGACGCCACUAGAGCAUAUUCUAAUGCCGAAGAGGUGUUCGAAGGACCAAGAAUAUACAUAGAUAACUGUUAUGCAGCGAGGAAUAUAUGUCAAAAUAUCAAUUAUCUCGACAAGAAACAAGUACGGUCAUACUUCCAGGAACAAGGAAUAGAUAUAGAAGAACCUACUUGUGAAGUAAUAUUCCAGGAUCAUAAGAUACGCGAAGUUCUAGAACAUCUCUCACAUCUCGUCUCAUUAACAGAAGAAUGUAAGGACCCAGAUCCUACAGCUUUCGUAUUCAAGCAAACACCGAAAAAAGGAUCUUAUGUAACACCUGCAGAUGAUAAACAAGCGGUUUACAAUGCAUACGACACAGAUUUCAAAAUACGCUACAAGUCACCGGAACACGUAAAGGCACAUCAUACCGCUGCAGCACCAAGCCUCUAUCAUCUAUACGAUGCUGUCGCCGAUGGCGUGGAACGUGUUAUAUCAGCUGAUAAAGAAAAUGAAGAAACGAAUUUUGAUUAUCUAGAGAAAGCAUGUAACCAAAUUGAACUGUUUACUGGAGCCACCGUAUCUUGUGUAGAAAUAGUACGAGACAUACUGCAAGAUUAUAGCAAACUCAAGUAUGUCUCUCUAUCCAAAGAGAUAACGAAAGGACAAACACAAAAUCUGAAAGAUGUCAUAAAGACAGUAACAGCUGUUAAUAAAGAAUUUGUGAAACGUGGUGCCGUUAAACAAGAUUUAGGUAUAUCGCUUUCACCAGGAGGAUUCUUCUUAUCCAUGUUUAUUGGAUUUGUAGACCAACUAAUCGAACUCAAUGUCAUUAAUAUGACAACACCAAUGGCAGGUAGCUCAGCAGGCUCACUAGCCGCAGCAGCGACAAUGAUGUACGGUGUAGACCGUAGGUAUAUGAUGAACGUAGUUGAAUCACUAUGCGCCCUAAUGAUGGAAGGACCACCAACAGGAACUCUAGAUCGCCUAGUAAUGAAAGAUCUUCACAGAAUAGUGUCACCGGGAACAUAUAAAACCAUGAAUGAAAGAAUUGGUACAGUAAGGAUCAAUUUUGCAGAAUGGCAAAACCGCUCAAUGAUACCCAGAUAUAUCAUAGAAGCCAGAAGCGAUAAGGAACUCAUAGACGCACUCAGAUCUAGUUGCAAUGUACCGGGGUUCUCGAGAGUUGGAGGGAUCAAUUUUAGAGGCGCACCAAUGUACGAUGGAGUUUUUUCUACAGAUGGUUAUUUCUUAGGAACAACAAAGGCAGCUGGAAGAAGAACUGUUAGGUUUAUGCCAAUGCCAGUAGGAUAUGGACGUAAAAUCAAAAAGAACUUACAAAAUGAUAUUGUUAAUUCACUUUUGCAAAAGAAAGAUAAAUAUUUCAUAUACUUUUUAAGAUUGAAGAGCCUAAUCAAGCAGUUGUUGGCACGUAGGAUACAGUACCAAAAUUUGGACAUGAUAGCUGCGUGGCGUGAAGAAAUAGCUUUGUCAAUCAAGGUUUAUAAUGCGGCAGUUACAGAAAAAAAAGGAAUCAAGGCAGCAGCGGGAAGUAUCGGCCAAUGGGUAGCCAUGCUAUCAAGGCAACCAGGCGAAACUAUUAACGGGAACAAUGUAAAACAAGAUUGCCGACUUAUAAAACUGUUCAAAUUGGUAGUAGCAUCGGAAAUUACUUUAAAUGUAGGACCAUGUUCAACAAAUCAUGCAGGCGGAUUUAAGGGAGACCUUUCCGGAGUAUGUAUCAUGAGAACAUUCGGCGACCCUCUAUACCCCAAAAAAACGAAUGAUGUAAAGAUGGUAGCUACUCCACAUACGUUAUUGGAAUGGCUGAUAUAUGAAGAGUCACUGUUGGAUAGGAAAACCAAUGUUGACGGUAUGACCGCAGUAGAAGAAGAAAUUAUUGUACUUGGAGAUUUAAUGCACCAUCUAACGCCACCACCAUCACUGACGUACUACUACACAGAUUUCCCAUAUCUGCUCCUGGCAGCGUCAGUUAAACUCAAAAAUAUAGUUCCCGCGUUCUACGCGCAACAAAGACAAAAUGUACGUCACAUGCUAGAUGUUGGAAGGGCUAUAUCUUACCGCUGGGUUCUAGGUGAAUACAUUGCGUUUGAGAAUUGGAUAUAUCUGAGGAUCAAGCAACUUAAAGAAAACCCAAAAUCUUCUAUGAUUUUGAGAAACGGUGACCUCGCCGCUCUUAAUGACCUGAAAAAUAAGGAAUGGUUCGAACCGAUACACAUGAUGCAACACAAACGUUUGAAUGAAACCAUACAGCUGUUAGACAAGACGAAGGUCGAAGAACUGUUUGAAGCAUUUAAACAACGUAAAGGGUCGGUAGGAACAAGCAAAGUCUUAUUUGAAGUACAAAAUCGCCUAGUAAGGCGAGCAAUGCUCUACAAUGUAGUUACACACGAGUUUACCCAUAUACUGGGCCAUAAGCAUUUUUGGAUCAACUAA
Babesia sp. Xinjiang is the source of this 2574-nucleotide messenger RNA. RefSeq lists its product as uncharacterized. Gene Ontology annotation, biological process: lipid homeostasis; triglyceride catabolic process. Gene Ontology annotation, cellular component: membrane; lipid droplet; cytoplasm. The transcript has a single exon. The record is from RefSeq and is a predicted model, not a curated record. Bases 1 to 2574 code for a protein of 857 amino acids. Gene Ontology annotation, molecular function: triacylglycerol lipase activity. NCBI's taxonomy places the organism in Eukaryota, Apicomplexa, Aconoidasida, Piroplasmida, Babesiidae.